AAGUUGUUCCAGUGAGCUUCUACUUCAAGCAUUUAAUCCGCUAUGCCGGGGAUCUACUACCGUAACUCUUGCGAUCGGCGUCCCUAGCUCGUGAAUUCGAUCCAUUGAUCUUGGAGGAGUGCAAAAAAUAUGAAGAUAAAUAGUUUACAGUCAUGCUGUGUUCUCUGUCCUCCUCCAGUGUCGUCACGCCAAAGUGUUAUUGCCAAACAUGCGUUCUCAAUUUCUGUGUGUUCUUGCCUGCCUUACACUCUCCUCAGCCUUGCCUGCCCAAGAACUUGGACGGGAUGCAGCCCCAGAGCUGAGAGGAAAACGCUCUUUCGUCAAACGUGAUGGUGUAGACCAUACCAUUUUUGAGCAUGAAGCAACAGGUGCCACAAUAGAUUUUGUCACAAACUCGGGUAUUUGCGAGACAACUCCAGGUGUGAACCAAUACUCUGGAUACCUCUCCGUUGGCAGCAAUGAGAAUAUGUGGUUUUGGUUCUUUGAGGCACGAAAUAAUCCGACAACGGCGCCGCUUGCAACUUGGUUUAAUGGAGGACCAGGCUGCUCGUCUAUGAUUGGGCUGUUCCAGGAAAAUGGCCCAUGCCACUUCGUGAACGGAGCAUCAACCCCUUCACUCAAUCCAUACAGCUUCAACGAGUAUGCGAAUAUGCUCUACAUCGAUCAGCCUAUUGGGACAGGCUUUUCCUACGGCACAGAUCCCGUGACUUCCACUGUUACAGCUGCUCCUUAUGUCUGGAAUCUGCUUCAAGCCUUCUUCGCACAAUUCCCACAAUACGAGAAUCGCGACUUUGGUAUCUUCACCGAAUCAUAUGGUGGACACUAUGGACCUGAAUUUGCAUCCUACUUCGAAGCUCAAAACGCAGCAAUAGCAAAGGGAACCCUAACCGGCCAGAACGUCUCCCUCGUCGCCCUCGGAAUUAACAACGGCUGGUAUGACCCAAUAAUUCAAUACAAAGCCUACGUAGACUUCAGCUACAACAACACCUACACGCCCCUCAUCUCCGCCUCGCAACACACUUCAUACCUAAACACAUACACCCAAUCCUGUCUCCCCGCACUGAAAAAAUGUAGCACAGUAACAGGAAGCAACUCGGCUUGCGAAACAGCGGAUAAUACUUGCUACAACGAUAUCGAAGGCCCGCUUUCUCAAGUGGCUGAUUUCGACGUCUAUGACAUCCGUGAGCCGAGUGCAGAUCCAUACCCACCAGAGACAUACGUCAGCUAUCUACAGAGCUCAGCAGUCAUGAGCGCCAUUGGCGCCAAGAGCACAUAUGCCGAGUGCCCAGAUGCACCGUACGAGAAGUUUGCUGCAAGUGGAGACGACGCACGCUCCUUCUUCGCAACGCUAUCCACCGUCGUCCAGUCAGGGAUCACAACCCUCAUCUGGGCAGGCGACGCAGACUGGAUCUGCAACUGGUUCGGCGGCCUUGCGGCUGCGAACGCGAUUGUGUACAGUGGGCAGACCGCGUUCCAGAGUAAGGCGGUGAGUAGUUAUACGGUUAGUGGAACAAGUGCCGGGACGUUUAAGAGUGUGGGCAAUUUGAGCUGGUUGAGGGUUUUUGGGGCGGGUCAUGAGGUGCCUUAUUAUCAGCCCGCGGCGGCAUUGCAGGCCUUCAAGCAGACGAUGAUGAAACAGGCGAUAUCCUCCACCUGACCGGUGGGAAAUAUGUGGCAAGGAGGGGAGAGGUUGAUAAGUGCCAUGAGUAUAGUGGGACACCGCCACACCGGAAGUUCUUAAUACCACUAACUCUCUGUAACCACACUCAAUCCACAUACACAAUAACUUC
Molecule: messenger RNA, 1790 nt
Organism: Hyaloscypha bicolor E
Lineage: Eukaryota; Fungi; Ascomycota; Leotiomycetes; Helotiales; Hyaloscyphaceae
Product: alpha/beta-hydrolase
Exons: 6
Coding region: 209-1657 (482 amino acids)
Biological process (GO): proteolysis
Cellular component (GO): fungal-type vacuole
Molecular function (GO): serine-type carboxypeptidase activity
Source: RefSeq, a predicted model, not a curated record